UAGAAGCUAACUCUGUAGCAAAAGAUAAAAGACCGUCAAAAAAAUCUGAUGCAGUAGAAAAUCGUCUAAAAAAGCGUCAAAAAAGAGGAAAAAGACAUAGAAGCUUAGAAAACUCCUUUUUAGAUAAUGAAAUUGUAUCAACAAGUUAUCUGAGCAAGAGACGGAAAGUGAAUGAAGAGGGAGUCGAAUUAUUAAAAGUCAGAAAGACGAAGAAUACUCUGGUUAU
Messenger RNA from Dentiscutata erythropus, 226 nucleotides. The record is from the annotation of a GenBank genome assembly. Lineage: Eukaryota; Fungi; Glomeromycota; Glomeromycetes; Diversisporales; Gigasporaceae.